AUGCCUCUUGUAAAAGAUGCUUUCACUAAGGUCAUAAACAAUAUUGAACAUUUUAGUGAAAUAAUUGGGAUGAAAAUCAAAAAUAAUAAUAAGAAAAUUCGUUGUGCUGCUGCUGGUCAUACUUGGAGUAGCCUUAGCAUUCAAUAUAAUAAAAAAUUGAAAACUUGGACGGUCACCACCGAAGCUGGCGUAUAUCUUAAAGAUAUUGAUGAUAAGUUAAGGAAACAUAAUCCUCCAAUAACAUAUGAUUCUUCGCUUGUAUUGAACACUGUGACAACCUCUGGCAUUAUAUCAACUGAUGUCUCAGAAAAGGUAAUCUCUUUUCAAAUUGUAACAUCUGAUGGUGAACUUCAUGAGUUUUCUGAUGAGAUAGACCCUGUUGAAAUGAGUGCUGCUAGAAUCAGUCUUGGUAAAAUUUGUGAACAUGUGCCUGGUAUUAUUCCACAUAUGCGUAACAUUAUUGGAAACCGUCUAGAUGAGUUUGAAAAA
Messenger RNA from Cetraspora pellucida, 489 nucleotides. The record is from the annotation of a GenBank genome assembly. Lineage: Eukaryota; Fungi; Glomeromycota; Glomeromycetes; Diversisporales; Gigasporaceae.